AUGAACCCCGCACUCAUAUGGCCCCAGUUAUGUCUUCUUAUUUAUCCAGAAUUCGUCUUACUGCGAUCUCCUGUAGCCCCCCCAGAUGUUUUGACCCUAGCAACAUUCGCCUACCAAGUCUAUGACACCUAUAAAGGCGCUCCGAAGAGAUUUAAAGAUCUCACAGAUGACAUCAAAGGUCUUGAGAUCCUCAUUCGGAGACUGGGGAAUAGACUUGCCCUCCAACAGGUGGACACUACUGGGCAAGAGAAUUCUGAAGAGACUCUACUCUCGUCUGAUGAAGUGGCGGACUUGGAACAACUGGUCAAACAAGCUGGAAAGUUGUUAGAGGAGUUGCAGCAGAAACAAGGAUAUGCGUCAGCUCUGAGAGGAUUGAGUCGGUUUAGGUGGUCGCAAGGGGAAGUGGACUCCGUGAGGUCCAGAAUUACGUCUCUUUGUGCGAUCAUUGGGGCAUUCAAUAGUGGAUUGAUGCUUCCUCAUAUUCCGUUCAUAGUCCCCAUGGUCGACACACACCAAGAGAUCCCGGAAAAGUUAGAUAACUUCCUUCCGAGUCUCAACGAGAAUAGCCUUUUAUCUACCGUCUCCGUGGUUGAUCCUAACACCGCAACCCUUACCGAAGUUGAAAACGAGGUAAACCCAGAGGGGGCCAACCGAGACCGAAUGCCUGACUACGGUAUAUCCGAAGCGGAAGCAGAGCAGAAUCAAGAUCUUAACUUGGAAUGGACAGCUCAUGCAUCUGUACCGGUGGUUUCGCCUCUCGUCAAACGAUCACCGGCCACAGGCUCUCUCAUGAGAAAUACAGGUGCCAAGUUAGGUUUAGGAGCGCACACAGAAGAAAUUGAAGUAAUUUCAGCCAUAUACGGACCAAGGGUUGUUACAGACGUUAUCAGACACAUUGUCAAUGCGCACUCAUGUCUAAAGAUGACAAGAGUUGUUUUCUCAGCUACGAACGAGACGUUCGGUGGAGACCCUUGGCCGAACUGCAUUAAGGCGUUCUCAAUGGUCUGGCGCAAAGUGAUUCGACUCGAUUAUGGGAAAAUUUAUUCGGCUCCUCAGAAGCUCUUCGCUGAGGAAGGUGAACUACUUACCAUCGAUCUCUCGAUCGCUCUGCCUUUCCACAAGAGUUCGGAAACGAAGAGCCGGGGUUCGAUCUAUAUCUUGAAUGCAAGCUGGCAUAAUAUCGACGUGACUGAACAUGUCGCGUCGAUAACGGCGAAGGAUCCACGACCGGAUAUCAUAGCGUCAAAUCAUGAGUUCUUCGCAGUGGAUCCGUGCUACGGACACAAGAAGGUCAUGUCCGUAACUUGGACGUACUCGGAUAUUGCGACGGCACUAUCAUAUUGCGAGGUGAGGGCUGUAACUGAGGAUUCUUCGAUACAAAUACCCCCAUACUUAGAUAUUAUUUGUGCGAAUUGGGGUGGGCUGGAUGUUACGGAUCUUGUUCGAGCGAAGAUCACACCUCAGCAGACAUUGCACUUUGACACUAAGAAUGGCUGUGCGUUUGCAUCUCCCGAUCCGUUACCUGGAUGGCAGAAGACGAUUUCGAUAUUGUAUCGAUAUGGGUCAUUAGAACCAAUGCAACUGCUGGUUAUAGAUGAGAACUCUGACUAUGUCAUGAUUGACCCAGGGAAACGGCUGAGACGGAAUUUCUUUUUCUCAAAUACUAUAGAAGUCACAUCAGAUAUCAGAUUAGUGGCUGCUGUGUGGGGAUUGCAGCCGGUUUUUGAGAAGCGGUUUGGCACGGCUGUGACAGAGAGAAAGGAGGUUUCUUGUAGUAAUGACUUCUUUGAGAGGGAUGGAUGGGUUGGGACGCUAAAAACCCUUCAGGUGUUCUUGCAGAAUGUCCAUACGGGGGAGUGUACUUGUGUGAGUGCGAAAGAGGGGAGUGUCCUUAAGAUGCCAACUGUUUGGCCAGGGCAUUAG
Penicillium waksmanii is the source of this 1923-nucleotide messenger RNA. RefSeq lists its product as uncharacterized. The record is from RefSeq and is a predicted model, not a curated record. The transcript has 3 exons. NCBI's taxonomy places the organism in Eukaryota, Fungi, Ascomycota, Eurotiomycetes, Eurotiales, Aspergillaceae. Bases 1 to 1923 code for a protein of 640 amino acids.